AGGAGGGAGAGGCACUGAGGGGAGAAAAUGAGGGGGUGUUGGGGAGGAGGAGGAGGAGAAUUUGAGUGCAACUUAAGACAGUGAGAACUGAAGACAGAGUGAGUAGACGCUGGGAGCAGACAGAGUGGGAACACGAGAGAAAGAGAGAAUAACGCCUUUUAUCACCAUCAAACAGAGAUGACACCACAGCACAGGAACCUGGCUUUGCUUCUUUUUCUGAGUGUCUCACCUAUCCUCCACUCACACCUUUUCACUCAUGCCGCCUCUACUUCCCCUCCUGUAACACUUUCACGGAUCCUUAUGGAUGAUUUUGAUGAUGACUAUGACGACGAAAACCACAAGACGCUGACCCCUGUUAAAAUUCCAGUGCUGACCAGGGAUGUCAAACCCUGCAAGUUAGACCCCUGCUCGGAGGAUCAGGAGCCCUGCCCCCAACUUCAUGCCAAGACUGGGUGCCUCUGUCCUGGGCUCAGUGGGCCUGAUGAGCCCCCUCAUGCACCACGCAUCAAAGGGCUGCUGCAAGUCCAAGAGGGAGACAACAGAGGGAAGGUAGAGAUCCAAUGGUGUGCUCCAUCUUCUGUGGUAACUGGGUACAGAGUGGUGGUUGAGGGGAGAGAACGAGAUGCACUGGAGUUUGGGAAAGCUUUGCGACAAAGUUUUCUAGGGUCUUUAGAAGCUGGAACCAAGGUUUGCGUGGAGGCAGUGAACAAUGCAGGGCACAGCAUGACCUCGGAGUUCUCCUGUGACCGGGUUAGCCGCCCUGCCUCUUCAGACGACAAACUGCUAGUAGGAGUCAUAGGAGGAGGGAUUGUGCUGCUUCUGCUCCUCAUCAUAGCAGCCGUGAUCCUUUGGAAGCAUCACAUGCACAAAAAGGCAAAGAGAGACUCCAAUGAUGGACUUAGAAACCCUUCUUACAGCACAGAGGGAAAUCUGUGAUCCAGUUCAGCACAGACAAUCCAUCUCAUCCUGAGUCACACUAAAGAGGCU
Molecule: messenger RNA, 987 nt
Organism: Scomber japonicus (chub mackerel)
Lineage: Eukaryota; Metazoa; Chordata; Actinopteri; Scombriformes; Scombridae
Product: leucine-rich repeat neuronal protein 4
Exons: 2
Coding region: 178-936 (252 amino acids)
Source: RefSeq, a predicted model, not a curated record